CCCUCGACCUCUUCUUUUCUCAUGCGAUGCAAUGACGUAAACUACGACACUUUUCCACGCUGCCAUAACCAUGAAUAAUCACUUUACCAUAGGUGAAAGGUACAUUCAUUCCAACUGUUUACAAGCACCGUCGCUCAUUACAGCACCGCAACGCCAUCCCACCCGGCAUCAGCCCAACUGACCAUGAAAUCACCAAAUCCACACAACCCCAAGCGCAACGAAACCUUCCAUCCCGCACACAUACCCAUAAACCCCAAUGCAACACUCCACCCAGUACCAAGCCACAUAACCGGCCCCCUCCCCUUCCUAAACCCCACAAAAGCACACUACCACCUCCCCUCCCACCCAAAUAUCCGCUUCAAAUGGACCUCGCGCAACGACCGCAAAGGCCGACACGCCAUCUCGGUAAACCAAACCCACGCCUCCGUCACUACAGGGAGCACCACUCCGCGCCCCACCACCUCCCCCCACACCAUCUUGUCUAAUAUCUGGAAAAUGGCGACUUACUACCCCAUCUGGGACCUGUCUUUCCUCAUCGCACAUAUAUUUACGCUCGGCAGCGUGCUCUGGAUCCUGAAUGCGUUUUUCGUCUUUUUGCCUUUGGUGCAACCGGGGACGGAGUUUGAGGGGGAAGAGUUGUAUGGCGGGGGGAUAACGGCGUUUGUUGGGGCCACGGUGUUUGAAGCGGGGUCGGUGCUGUUGCUUGUUGAGGCGGUGAAUCAAGGGCGGUCGGGGUGUUUUGGGUGGGCUGUUGAACGAGCAUUUGAGGGGGAUGAGGGCGUGGAGAUGAGGGUGGAGAAGGGGGGGUGCUUGCAUGCGCAUAGGAGAAGGGAGGAGGGUGGGAGUGUGGACAAGGCGGAGAGAAGGAAGUGGGUUUGGUGGCCUGGGAGGGAAGAGUUGCAGAGGCAUUAUAUUCAUAGUCUGGGGUUUUUGGCGUCGCUGGCGCAGUUUGUGGGUGCGACGAUUUUUUGGGUUGCCGGGUUUACAGCGUUGCCGGGGGUUUAUGAUAACAUGUCGCGGGUUGUUAGGAUUGUUUUUUACUGGACGCCGCAGAUUGUGGGUGGUUUGGGAUUUAUCAUAUCUGGUUUUCUGUUUAUGAUCGAAACGCAACCUACAUGGUGGAAGCCAGCGCCUCGAACGCUCGGCUGGUGGAUUGGAGCUUUGAAUCUGAUCGGUGGCGUGGGAUUCACGUUGUGUCCAGCGUUUGGAUAUGAUAGCAGUAAUUGGGCGCAGUAUCAGGCGUGUCUGAGUACCUUUUGGGGUAGUUGGGCGUUCAUGAUUGGGAGCACACUGCAGUGGUAUGAGAGCCUUGAGAAGUUUCCGGUCGAGGUUGAUCGAUCGGCGCGGUAAUGGAGAUUUUGCGUUGGAUG
Molecule: messenger RNA, 1370 nt
Organism: Bipolaris sorokiniana ND90Pr
Lineage: Eukaryota; Fungi; Ascomycota; Dothideomycetes; Pleosporales; Pleosporaceae
Exons: 1
Coding region: 184-1350 (388 amino acids)
Source: RefSeq, a predicted model, not a curated record